Messenger RNA from Danio aesculapii, 1064 nucleotides. Its product is annotated as transmembrane protein 200C. The record is from RefSeq and is a predicted model, not a curated record. The transcript has 3 exons. The coding region runs from base 27 to 1064 and encodes 345 amino acids. Lineage: Eukaryota; Metazoa; Chordata; Actinopteri; Cypriniformes; Danionidae.
GACAGUCUCGUUAUCCAAUAGCAGUGAUGAUCGCGACCGGCGGCCUGCUGAGAAUCUCUCGGCGACAGGAUUCACUGCGAUCCAAGAACCGAGCAGAAAACAAGAAAAAGAGGAAAGCCAAGAAGAAGCGUAAGAACGACGUGGUGGUGGUAAAGGGUAAAGUGCAGCUGUGCUCGGGCUCGGGGCUGGUGGCGGCGCUGGGCGUGCUGAUCCUGCUGGUGGGCGUGGCCAUGGCCGUGCUGGGAUACUGGCCUGCAGAAAACACACACACCACAGUGGGUUUCACACACAAUAACCAGUCCAGCUUUAACUCCUCGUCCCCCGUCGCACACUCGCUCGGGUUCUUCCGGAGUCUGUUUGGUGGAUACCUGCAGUCGGACAACCUGAAAGUGCUGGGGCCGCUGGUCAUGGGCAUCGGCAUCUUCCUCUUCAUCUGCGCCAAUGCAGUUCUGCACGAGGAUCGAGACAAGAAAACGAAGAUAAUUAACCUGCGGGACAUUUACUCCACCGUCAUCGACAUCCACAGCCUGCGCAGCAAAGACUGCGUCCCGUUCAACGGCCUCAUCAGCUACAUGCAGUCCAAGAGUAGCGAGGGAAAAAACACGCCGAGAAACUCAGGAAAGCAGCGGCGCCUGUCGUGCGCCAGGAACAGCUUUGGGAAACACAGCCUGUGUGCCAAACGGCAGUCCUUCAGCGACACCAUCUACAGCAUCUCUGGAGGUGGGCAGGAGGCGCAGUGGGAGACACACUCCAUCGUCAGCUCGUCUCUGAACGCCUUCACGCUCCCCGUCAUCAAACUCAACAACUGCGAGAUGCAGGAGGCGGAGGCGUCUCGGAGGAGGAGCUGCGGAGGAGCCCUGGAGACCCGCGCUCAGGUGUCCCGCACACACAUCUCACGCUCACAGGACUCCCAGCUGGAGAAACGACCCACCGCUGCUGGGUCACUGCUGUCUCAGCUGGAGAAACGACCCGCCGCCGGGUCACUCCUGUCUCUGAACACACUGCCGGACGCAGCCGGAGCCCGUGGAGAGACGCCCGUGCGCAGACUCACUGGACACACCUGA